AAAAUUCUCUGAUUCAUUCAUCAUCAUCUCAUUUUGUUUUUGUUUUGUUGUUUGUCAGUUCUGUCAUGGCUGAAGAGUAAGCAGUGUAAUCUCUCUGUCUCUGGGAUCAUAAUCAGACCUCCCCAUCGCUGGGAAAAAAAAUGGUCUUCUAAAGUGACAGUUCUCUUUCAGAAAUCCCCACCAUUUCCAGUCGCAAACUUUAUGUGGGUGGCUCAAGUGUGUUACGCUGAACCGUGCCCUCUGGGGGAUUAGCCUACCCCCCCAACACAAUCUUUCGACAUUAAAGAAAUAGGACAGAAAGUCGGUUUUCAUUAGCUUUAUACAUUAAUCCGUGUGGAUGCGGGGCCCCUCCUACCACCGUAUGAAGAAGAUUUCUUCAGCAGUCUGACUCGCCUUCUGGAAGAAUCGUGGCAGCAGCAGAGGAAAAGCACCUAAAUUACCUUUUUCUACAGUGUUUGGAAGAGAGUUUAUGUAGGAUAGAUCCCUCUAGAGUACAUUCAGAGUGGAGAAAUGCAACCUAUAUGAGAAUAUUAGUUUUGAAAGGGAAAAACUGCAGCAUUUUUUUCCUAGAAUUUUUUAUUUAUUUAUUUUAUUUUUUGGUAAGAAUUAGCGAUGUUGGGGGUGAAGAGGUGAAAACCGUGAUGAACGUACCGGCCACAGAGCGUGGAGAGGCAUGCGCGCCUAUCCUCCAGGGGCUAUGGGAGUAUGUGAGAGCAGGCCAGGAGGAGAUCCUGCUCUCCCCUUACCUGCCUGCGUCCUACGCCUUCUUGACGCACGUCCUGCUCUGCACACCUUUCCUCGCGCUGGACGCGCUGGGCAGCGUCAGUCAGCGGGUCAGGUCGUGGAGGAUCGCUGCAGACUCGGGUCCGCCGCCGUCUCUCCUUCGAUGGGUUGAUUGUUUCUGGAGGGUACUGUACAGAUACCUGUCUACCGUCCUCCCCGUCACCGCGCUGUUUCAGACGCUGAGGAGCCCCACGUUACCGGAGCUGGCUCCGUCCUGCUGGCAGCUCUUUGUGGAAGUCUUCGCAUGUUUUCUUCUUUUUGACAUGCUCUUCUUUAUAUGGCACUUAUCCAUGCACAGAGUUCCCUGGCUCUACUUUAACAUCCACCAGCUGCACCACCAGAACCGCAUACCCUUUGCUCUGGCAGCUCAAGACGCCAGCUCAGCCGAGCUGCUGUCUCUGCUGCUGCUGGCUCUGAGCAGCGCCUGGUUGGUGGGCUGCCACCCUCUGAGCGAAGCCUUCUUCCACCUCGUCAACAGCUGGCUGGCGGUGGAGGACCACUGUGGCUACGACCUGCCCUGGGCUCUGCACAGACUGCUGCCCUGUCUGGGAGGAGCCCCCUACCACCAAGCCCACCAUAGUAUCUACAUCGGCAACUAUGCCCCCUACUUCACCCACUGGGACCACCUCUUUGGCACAUAUCGUGCAUCGGUGCUGCAUUCACGUCCAGAGUGACAAAACUGUUGCAUGCAGCAAACUGGGGAUUGCUCAAGUUCCAGCAAAUCUGUCAAGAUGCACUGAAGGAUAUUUUCUGCAGAUUUUGGUUGUUCCUGAUCUGCUUUUUAUUGCACAUUUCAUGAGGAAUCUGUGAUCCUACAGUUUACAGCAAACCAGCCAUUGCCAAUGCAGUCACAUAUCUUUAUAAUUCCAUAAACAAGACUAAAGAUACUGUAUGUUUCCUUGUCAAUGCUCUCAGAAUUCACUAAGUUCAGAGACAAACAUCAUGUUCACCUGCAGUAUUUACAAUUUCAGCUGACAAUGCCAUUUUAACAUGUAUAUCUACAGCUGUUCUAUAUCAAGUGAAUGCAGCACGAGAUGAGGAGAGCGCAGAGAUGACACAAAAAAAUCAGGGCAAUGGAACAAUGAACAACUGCCUGACCUAAUGUGCAGAUGAUUUGUCCUCAUGACAUGGGUGUGUCUUUAGAUGGAUUUAUGUGCUGUCAUAUUGUAGAUGUAAUGCAGAUAAUCUGUGACACAUUUAUUUUGGUCAGUGCUGAUCAUAUGUGAGUCUGAGUGAAUAUCUGAAGUGAGCUGAUAUUCUCUCAUGCCAGGCUACGUUACAAACUGCUUAAAGGAAUAGUAUGACAUUUUUGGGAAAUAUGUUUAUUUGCUUUCUUGCAGAGAGUUAGAUGAGAAGAUCAAUAUCCCAGUAAAUUGGAAGCUACAACCAGCAGCCAGUCAGCUUAGCACAAAGACUGGAAUCACCUGGCCAAGAAAUAGACCGGCACAUAACAAACUGUAAAACCACACAUUUUUGUACAGAUUAAACAAAUGAUAUAUAAUGUGUUAAUUGGUGAGCAGAUCUUGUUCCCCCUGUUUUCUGUCUUGGCGCUAAGCUAAGCUAAACUGGCUGUUGACUGUAGCUUCAUAUUAACCAUACAGUUAUAAAAGUGGUAUCGAUCUUCAUCCUACACUUGCCAGGAAAGCACAUAAGUGUAUUUCCCCAAACUAUUCCUUUAAUAAUACUAAGUGAAUUGAUAUCAGUCUCAUUUCUUAUGAAAGGUAAAGUAAGUCUUUAGUUUUUGCAAAACCUAAUUAUUUCAGUGGAACUUUCUACAAUGUAAGAAUAAUAUUUGAAGUGAACGUUCCUCUUUGAGCCAAAACUGUUAUAUAAUUUGUACCAUAUUGUCUUGAUAGUAUUUUCUUGAAGACUCUGCUAUAUUCAAUGCUAUAUUGGUCCUAUACAUGUGAUUGUAAACCUUUUUCAUGAAUCAUCAUUUCUAUACAAAAGGCCUUACAAGUAUUGGGCUUGAUAAACAUGAGGAAAUAUAUGAAAGGUAAACAAAGACUUAGUGUGUUGUUGUUCGCCUCAGGUUCAGGUUUCUGUUGUACUGCUGUGGUUUGUGUGGUUAGUAUUUGUAUGCUCUAGGCCUCUCAGCUGUCUACGUUCUCUGUAAACCGGUUCCACAGGGAUCGUUUGAACAAUCAAAACCACGUGUUUAUAGGGAUGAGAAACCUUUCUGUCACCAUUUGCAGUUGUCUGUUUAUUACAGAGGCAUUUUCAUCAACCCCCCUAAAAUCCAGUAACAACAGCAUCCUCAACGGUUAUUUUCAACAGAAUGCAGCUGGGAUGAUGCCAGAGGAUGGGUAGCAAAGAGCUCGAGAUUGCUCAAGCUUCCUACACUACAUCACAGUGAGAUAUGGCGUCCAACACUUAAUGACUAUAUGUAUAUAUAUAUAUGUUUUAUUACUUUACUUUCGCAAUGAUGUGUCAUUUUGAGCAUGAUUUUAACAUGUAGUAAUUCAACACUUACAAAUUAGAUUAUUCUAAUCAGCCUACUCAUUAACGACUAAUAAUAUAUUUUUUGAGGGUCUCUGGCUAGUGAAAGUCAUGAAGAAUGGCAGUUGUGUGAGAGUACUUUUUGUCCUGACUUGCGCUGAGCUUAAUUUGCUGAGAAAUCAGUCUGAGGGUUGGUUUUUUUUGGGGCCUGCAUAAGCAUGAGAACUACACUGAACAUCUGUUUUUUAUUACUGACAAUGGCCUUUUUGAAAUUGCGCAACAUCAGAGUCAAAUACAAAUUGUUAAAAGGUGUUUGAACAUUUGGAGGUACUUUUGCAUAUUACCACAAAGUAAUAGUUGCGCAAUGUGUACUUUUCCUGGGAAAUGAAGAGAUUCGAGGAAAGAGCAAAAGAUGAGUACUGGGUGGUGGUGAUGCCAAAAGAUGGAAUGAUAAACAUGUGACCCAAAACGGAAACAAUCAGGCCCUAUUACAGACCCCACGUCAGAGUCAGGGCGAGUCAUGCAGCUUUGGAUGACACACACCAAAACACACGUUCACAGUGAGACACACAUCGACGUCCUGCAGCCAACGUCAUGAUGUCAGGCACUGGAGCAUUACAGGAUUUUGAGGCACUUUGAACCGUCUGUACAUUGGGGAAGUUUGUUUACUUGUUGUAAGGUGUGCUCCUAAAUUUAUCACGUAGGCUAAAUCCUUCACAAACUCCAGAAUCUUUCGACAGAUGGAGCCAUGUCAAAACGAGAGAGAGAAAGCACAGAGCACUCUCCACCAGUCCUUAUCAUCAGAGCAAAUACUAAAGACUUCCCAUUUCAUCAUAAUUCCUGAACAUUUGCCAUUCAGUGACAAAGGCCAGAUUCAUAUUUCUUCCACCAUUCUGUAAAUAUUCAAUUAGUGAGCUUUACAUAGCUGACACCGCCUGAGGUUCUUGCCCUCUGGUCUGUAACCACUUUUAGACAACUUGUUUGCUUUCUGAAACAUCUCAGUGCACUUGUCAUUAGUGGGCUGUUGCCAAAGAAGUUUUUGAGGAAGCUUUGAACAGCCAACACAAGCUUAUAAAACUGCAACUUCAGUUAUGACACACACUGUCUGACUGCAUAUAGAUGAGAAAUCAGUGUAUGUACAGCACGUGCUGUAGCUUAUUAGUAUUUUAGUGUAUGGUGGUCCACAAAAAUAAAAUAAACCUUUUGUCAAAACAGUACACUAGGAUGUAGCAGAAGCAUUACAUAAUCAUCAUUUCGUAACAAUGUAGCAAUGGUAUUAUUAUUGCAUAUGUUAUAUUUACCCCAGACAUACUGCUCACCUACCUUUUGUUACUGUUACUAAAUAAAUUACUACAAUAACUGCA
This is a messenger RNA of Siniperca chuatsi (mandarin fish), 4586 nucleotides long. It is a transcript of the gene ch25hl3, whose product is annotated as cholesterol 25-hydroxylase like 3. NCBI's taxonomy places the organism in Eukaryota, Metazoa, Chordata, Actinopteri, Centrarchiformes, Sinipercidae. Gene Ontology annotation, biological process: cholesterol metabolic process; sterol biosynthetic process. Gene Ontology annotation, molecular function: iron ion binding; C-4 methylsterol oxidase activity; steroid hydroxylase activity. Bases 522 to 1457 code for a protein of 311 amino acids. The record is from RefSeq and is a predicted model, not a curated record. The transcript has 2 exons.